Molecule: messenger RNA, 1083 nt
Organism: Plenodomus lingam JN3
Lineage: Eukaryota; Fungi; Ascomycota; Dothideomycetes; Pleosporales; Leptosphaeriaceae
Biological process (GO): lipid metabolic process
Molecular function (GO): phosphoric diester hydrolase activity
Source: RefSeq, a predicted model, not a curated record
AUGUUCCCACGAACGAUUCUGAAGGCGACAGCGCUGCUCCCCUUGCUCUACAACCCCGCCUCCGCACAGAACGCCUGCAACAACUCUCCAUCACUAUGCAGUAGAGCGUACAACAACAUCACACACCUUGGCGCUCAUAACUCGGCCUUCCUGCGAGACGAAUCCACGUCCUUUUCGAUAUCCGGCAACCACUACUACAACACAACUGUACAGCUAGAAGCAGGUGUACGCUUACUGUCCGCACAAGUCCAUCAGACCAAUGACAGUGGGGCGGAAGCGUGGCAUCUCUGCCACAGCAGUUGCACGCUGCUCGAUGCCGGAAGUCUAGAGGGUUGGCUCCGCGAGAUCAAAACCUGGAUGGACGCGAAUCCUAACGACGUCGUCACCAUCCUCCUCGUCAACGCAGAUGACGCCUCAGCCGCUGACCUAGGCCCCCAAUUCAGCGCAUCCGGCAUCGACACCUACGCCUACACCCCACCCUCUCCUACUACCAUUCCCACCACAUGGCCAACCCUCGACUCCCUCAUCGGCAACAACACCCGCCUCAUCACCUUCAUCGCCACCCUUAACCAGCCCUCGCCACAAUACCCCUACCUCCUCGACCAAUACGCCUUCACGUUUGAAAACAACUUUGAAAACAUCAACCCCUCCAACUACUCGUGCAAUCCCAGCCGCCCCGAUUUCCUCGCCGACCCGGCCUCUGCCCUCCAGUCCAACCGCAUGUUCGUGAUGAACCACUUCCUGUACGAGACCCAGAUCCUCGGUAUCCAGACCCCCAACGCAACCUAUGCCAACGUCACGAAUGCACAGACGGGCUUUGGCAGCUUGGGCGAGAGCGUGCGCGAGUGCACAGGUGUCUAUGGCAAGCCGCCUAGCUUCGUCAUGGUCGACUUCUUCAACAUGGGUCCUGCGAUUGCGAGCGUGGAUGAUGCGAAUGGCGUGCGGGAUGUUACGGGCAGGAGACAGCUGAGUACGGAGGCGGUGACGCCGGGGAGCCCGGGGACGAGUGGCGUUGGGAGGGAAAGGGGGAGUCUGUUUGCCGUGGUUGUGGCCGUGGUUGUGGCUGUUGCUUUUGGGGCGUGA